CCUUCUCUUUGUCGGGGCAAAAUCGAGGGUUUGAGAGAUACUUGAGACGAGCAGAGAGGGGGUCCCAGCAACAGAGUGAGACGAAUUCUGAGUCGAUUGACGGAGAAGAUCGGAGAUCCGGUAUAAGUGUUCUUCGAAUCGACAAUUUUAAGUCGAAAGGGAAGUUUGGGUCCGAUAAUGAGUCAAUUCAUGUUAUUUGACAGCUCUAGUGCCGAUAACGAGGAGGAGCUCAAAAAGCUCGACGAGAAGAUUGCAUAUGCAGAAGAAAAUUUGGGUGAAAGUGAAGUCCAUGAAGCUCAUCUUGCUAAGGCUCUGUAUUUCAUCAGGAUUAGUGAUAAGGAGAAAGCCCUGGAGCAGCUAUUACUCACUGAAGGAAAAACUAUUUCUGUUAGUCAAAAAAUGGAUUUAGUAUUCUAUACAUUGCAGCUUGCUUUCUUCUACAUGGACUUUGAUCUGGUAUCAAAGAACAUUGACAAAGCAAAAAAAUUGUUUGAAGAGGGUGGUGACUGGGAGAGGAAAAAUCGACUAAAGGUCUAUGAAGGCUUGUACUGCAUGGCCACCAGAAACUUCAAUAAGGCUGCCAGCUUAUUUCUAGAUUCUAUAUCAACCUUCACAACAUAUGAAAUUUUUCCAUAUGAGACCUUAAUAUUCUACACCGUCCUGACAAGCAUCAUAACUUUGGACAGAGUUUCUCUUAAGCAAAAGGUCGUUGAUGCACCUGAGAUCUUAACCGUGCUUGGAAAGAUUCCGUUCCUUUCUGAGUUUCUGAACUCCUGGUAUGAGUGCCAGUACAAGGCGUUUUUCUCAGCAUUUGCUGGAAUGGCGGAGCAGAUAAAGCUUGACCAUUACCUGUACCCGCAUUUCCGGUUCUACAUGAGGGAAGUCAGAACGGUGGUGUACUCCCAGUUUUUGGAAUCUUACAAGAGUGUGACAGUUGAAGCGAUGGCAAAAGCCUUUGGCGUUUCCGUGGAUUUCAUUGAUCAGGAGCUGUCACGCUUCAUUGCUGCUGGGAAGCUUCACUGCAAGAUAGACAAUGUUGCAGGUGUUGUGGAGACUAACCGUCCUGAUGCAAAGAAUACACUUUACCAGGCAACAAUCAAGCAAGGGGAUUUCUUGCUAAACCGGAUCCAGAAGCUGUCUCGUGUGAUCGAUCUGUGAGCAGAUUUUAUAAAUAAAAAGAAAAUUGUUUAUUAGAUUCAUGACAAUUCAUGAUCUCUUAUUCUUCCUUUAAUUCUAGUCACAAACCAUUUCCCAAACAAAAGUGUGGGUUUGGCGUCAUAGACCGUUUUUUUAUAAAUCUUUAUAAUAUUAUUAAUG
Messenger RNA from Arabidopsis lyrata subsp. lyrata, 1317 nucleotides. Its product is annotated as 26S proteasome non-ATPase regulatory subunit 6 homolog. Bases 178 to 1158 code for a protein of 326 amino acids. Gene Ontology annotation, biological process: proteasome-mediated ubiquitin-dependent protein catabolic process. The transcript has 8 exons. NCBI's taxonomy places the organism in Eukaryota, Viridiplantae, Streptophyta, Magnoliopsida, Brassicales, Brassicaceae. The record is from RefSeq and is a predicted model, not a curated record.